CUCUAUAUAUAUACAUGAUCCUCACAAUAUCUUUACCUAGUCUUCAUUCAUCGCACAAUCAACGAUAAGCAUGGCCUCUCUUUCUUCCCCCGGAUCGAUUUUUUACGUCCUCCUUCUCAUUCUGUGUUCGUCUGCUAUCCUAUUCGCAGAUGAGACUAAGGAAGAAGUUGAGGAUGAACACCCAUUCCUGUACGAAGAGGAAACCGGGAAAGGACCAAAAAAUUGGGGGAGUCUGAAGCCAGAAUGGAAAAUCUGUGGGACUGGGAAAUUGCAAUCUCCCAUUGAUCUUCUAGACGAAAGGGUCCAACUUUGUCCAGACUUGGGCAAACUCAAGAGGGACUAUAAACCUGCUCCAGCUACCAUCAAGAAUAGGGGCCACGACAUUGUGGUCCAUUGGAAGGGAUAUGCAGGGCAGAUUAACAUAAACGGAACUUAUUACAAACUAGUACAGUGCCACUGGCAUACACCUUCGGAGCACACGGUGAACGAGAAAAGGUUCAACCUGGAGCUCCAUGCAGUUCAUGAAUCAGAUGAUGGAAAGUCGGCUGUUAUUGGAAUUUUAUAUGAAUAUGGCCGCCCUGAUCCCUUGCUUUCAAAGCUAAUUCCCCACAUAAAGUCCAUUGGUGAAGAAGAGAGAGAUUUGGGAAUCUUAAACCCUGGAGUCAUUAAAUUUGGAAGCAGGAAGUAUUAUAGAUACCUCGGAUCUCUUACGGUUCCACCCUGCACCGAAGGCGUCGUCUGGACUAUAGUGAAGAAGGUGAGGACAGUCUCUAGGGAGCAGGUGAAAGCAUUGAGGGACGCUGUUAAUGAUGGAUUCGAGGAAAAUUCAAGGCCUACGCAGGAACUUGACGGAAGACCACUUUGGUUAUAUACUAAGGGACCAUAAAAAUAUGUAAGGUAGGGAGGGAAGUGAAAACCUUGUAUGGCCGUUGACGUUGUCGGAUGGACAACAAAUAAACCAUUUUGGUAU
Messenger RNA from Neltuma alba, 970 nucleotides. RefSeq names its product alpha carbonic anhydrase 4-like. The coding region runs from base 71 to 886 and encodes 271 amino acids. Gene Ontology annotation, molecular function: zinc ion binding; carbonate dehydratase activity. The record is from RefSeq and is a predicted model, not a curated record. The transcript is spliced from 7 exons. Gene Ontology annotation, biological process: one-carbon metabolic process. NCBI's taxonomy places the organism in Eukaryota, Viridiplantae, Streptophyta, Magnoliopsida, Fabales, Fabaceae.